Molecule: messenger RNA, 1350 nt
Organism: Arctia plantaginis
Lineage: Eukaryota; Metazoa; Arthropoda; Insecta; Lepidoptera; Erebidae
Source: the annotation of a GenBank genome assembly
AUGGCUUCGACGACAUUUUCGAAGCAAAUCACCAUCAACGGAGACGCAUCGAGUCCGUGCACGAACUCUAACAUGCAAAAUAAAGUCGCGGUUGUUUUGGGUGGUCAAUGGGGUGAUGAGGGAAAAGGAAAAGUGGUGGAUUUAUUAGCUGUACAUUGUGACAUCGUUUGCCGUUGCCAGGGCGGCAACAAUGCAGGACACACAGUCGUAGUCGAUGGUCAAGAAUACGAUUUCCAUUUACUGCCGAGUGGGAUCAUCAAUAAAUCAUGCACCUCUGUUAUUGGCAAUGGCGUGGUGAUCCACUUGCCAGGUUUGUUCGAGGAGCUGAAAAAGAACGAGAACAAGGGUAUGCGUGGUUGGGAGGACAGGCUCAUCAUUUCAGACAGAGCGCAUCUUGUCCUGGAUAUGCACCAGCAGGUUGAUGGACUCCAAGAGGCGGAGAAGGGCAAGAACUCCUUGGGCACAACAAAGAAAGGCAUUGGCCCGACGUACUCAUCAAAGGCCACGCGUAACGGAUUAAGAAUAGGAGAUCUCCUUGGAGAUUUCGAUAUAUUCGGAGAGAAAUUCCGUACCUUAGCAGCCACUUACAAACGCAUGUUCCCAUCUCUAGAGGUGGAUAUUGAGUCUGAGCUCAUCCGAUACAAGGAAUACGCAGAAAGAAUUCGACCCAUGGUCCGAGAUACCGUUUCGUAUCUACACAAGGCGUUGGCAGAAGGCAGGAAGGUGCUGGUCGAAGGUGCUAACGCGGCUAUGCUUGAUAUUGAUUUUGGUACAUAUCCGUAUGUGACCUCAUCAAACUGCAGUAUUGGUGGUGUGUGCACCGGCCUGGGUCUGCCGCCCAAAGUGAUCGGUGAAGUGAUCGGUGUCGUAAAGGCUUAUACGACGCGUGUCGGCGAUGGACCAUUCCCUACUGAAUUACAUGACGAGACAGGCCAGCUGCUGCAGGAGCGCGGGCACGAGGUGGGCGUGACUACACGCCGCGUGCGGCGCUGCGGCUGGCUCGACCUCGUCGUCGUGCGAUACACCGCCAUGGUCAACGGAUACACGUCUAUAUGCCUGACAAAGUUGGACAUCCUGGACACAAUGAAAGAGAUCAAAGUGGGCGUGGCUUACAAACUUAACGGCAAGAUCAUCGACUAUUUCCCCUCGUCCAUGGCCGAACUUAGCAAAGUUGAGGUCGAAUAUGUGACGUUACCGGGCUGGCAAUGCAAUAUUGAGGACUGCCGGAGUCUGGACAAAUUGCCCGAACUCGCCAAAAAUUACGUGAAGGCCAUCGAGGACUACCUAGACUUACCUGUGAAAUUUAUCGGUGUGGGGCCCGGACGAGACAGUAUCGUCAGCGCGCAUUAA